AUGGUGAUUUUGAGGAAACGUCUGGCUGAGGCUAAGGAGGAGGGAGAUGAGGAGACUGUGCGUGAGGCGGAGAUGGCGUUGGGUCCUCCUGCUGGGACAGCAUUUUGGAUAUUAUUAGGAGRUUUGGGAGGUUUCCGCAUCGGAAUGAGUGUUUGGGGGGGAGGAGUACCGAGGGAUGAGGAGGAGUGGUUGGAGACUGGGGAGACUUUUGGGGUGAAGCAGGUUAAGAAGGCGGAUCUUGAGGCUGGACUGUAG
This is a messenger RNA of Ramularia collo-cygni, 255 nucleotides long. RefSeq lists its product as uncharacterized. The record is from RefSeq and is a predicted model, not a curated record. Lineage: Eukaryota; Fungi; Ascomycota; Dothideomycetes; Mycosphaerellales; Mycosphaerellaceae. The transcript has a single exon. The coding region runs from base 1 to 255 and encodes 84 amino acids.